AUAUAUUAGUUCCUGGUUGAUAGGACAACACGCUUUCGACCACUGUUAGCUUAGCUCGCAGCUUCAACUUCGGAAAGCAUGAAAUUAGUCGGUUUUUAGUUUAUCAAAGAGGCACUAGACGAAAGUACAAUAGAAAUUAUAAGGCGCUGCUUGCAUUUUAUGUCCAAGGUAUGGCUCUGUAGACAGAGUUUGGUUUUAGUGGGCUUACCAGCUUGCAACCGCCAGCUAAGCUAGCUAAGUUGCUAGCUACACUACAGUCCAAAAUGACUGACUGCUGCGCUGCAGCGAACUGUGAUUACGAGCAGCAGGGGUCCGAAAACACCACUCCGCUUUUCAGCUUCCCUUUGGAUCCGGAGCGAUGCCAGCAAUGGUUGAUCAACUGCCAUCGCCAGGAUUUGGCAUCACAGCCGCCAGAACAGUUGCAUAAUCUGUACAAAGUUUGUGCAAAACACUUUGAGCCCUCCAUGGUUGAGCAACAGACUGCAUCAAGCUGUGUGUUAAAGGAAGAUGCUGUUCCUACCAUAUUUGACUCUACUGCUCCUGUGAUUCAACAGGAAACAUGCAACAGGAAGCGAGCUAGAGACCCAUCAGAAGAGGAAGCUGCUGUUGUAAAGAAAUCAAAAGAAAAUGCACCAGAAAUGAAAGAAGAGCUGACAGAAAUGGGAGUAUCUCAAAAGGAAAACCAAACCCAAGAGGAUGUAGCCAUCUCAAAAGCAAAAGAAACUCUGAAGAUUUACUUUAAGGAAAUCCUGGCUCUGACGGGAUUCAGCAUCAAUGGGGCAAACAGCAGCUCAGAUGAACCAAUUGGCAGUGUGCGGGGUCAGCGGGCUCAUAAUCCGAUCUGUGUCGAGAAAAUAGACAAAAAGGAAAUCCUGCAAUUCGGUGAACACUUCAUGCAAGAGGAGAUCCAAAACAGCCUCAGACUGUCGAGAUUCUUCUCCAUACUUGUCCAGGACGUGACGAACAUAGAGGGAAAGGAGCAGAUUCCGGUUUUCAUCCGGUCGGUAACGGUCGCAGGUUUCCCCCAGAAGCACCUGAUUGGCUUCUUACCGUGUGAUUUGGAUGCAGAGAAUCUGUUCUACAUGCUACUUUCUGAGCUGAGAAAUAAAUGGGGUUUGAGGAUGGAGCACUGUCGAGGACUCAGUUAUCUCUCCACAGGAAGCAUGUGUCAGAAAAUGCGGGAUCUUACCUGCAGAAUCCUGCAAGAGUUUCCACAAGUAGUGCUCUCCCCAAGUGACCCGUAUGCGUUCAACAUUUGGAUAAUCCGCUGCAUGCCCGUGCCCUCCAUUCAGAAGGUUGCAGAUACUGUGCAGGAAGUGGCAUUAUUACUUCGACGAAUCCCAGAGCUGAGCAAGCGAUUGGAUGGAAAGAUCCAGGUGACGUAUGGGCAUUUAAAGGGUGAAGUUGACCGGAUCAAAGCUGCUCUCAGUGGGAUUUGGGAAUACGGCACUGACGCCUUCCAGACCAUGCUAGAAAUCCUCGAACCAUUCCUUACCUGCAUCAAUGAGAUCAUUUCGAAGGUGGAUGAAGAAACGGCCGAACAGAUGGCUAAGCUCAAGCCGGUUCUAAAGAACUUUAACUUCAUCAUCACUCUUGUUGUUCUGAAGAACACACUGUGCUGUGUGAGCAUACUUAACUCCAGUCUCAGGGGAAUAAUAAGCAUCAGCAGUACCUUGCAGUAUACUAUCUCCAAUGCCUUAAAGCUGGUCAGCAAAUACCAACAAGAGCUAGCAAUAUUUCACAGGAAAUGGUUUUCUGACGCAGUCGGCCGAGCAAAGAAACUGGGCGUGGAGAUCACUAAACCAGAAAUGGCCCAAGUGGACCCAAAUGAGACCCCACUGGAGGACUUCUACAGAGAGACUCUGAGUAGGCCCAUCUUGCAGUACCUCGUUGCAGAAGUGAAGAGAGUGUUCAGCACCGAGAUGGUGAGGAUCCUCCGAUGGCUCUCGUUGGUCCCGUCUUACAUGGCUGACCACAAUUUCAGCAUUCGCAGGGAUAAAGUAGCCGAUGCCAACUUGAACAACCUCGCACGUCCUGACACAUUCUACGAAGAGCUUGGAUGUUGGGAGGUGAAGUGGAGGCAUGCGAGCAAGCGGAGAAUCCUCCCAACCACGGUGUUUGCUACCCUCAAAAUUCCAGAUAUCGGGUUUUACCCAAAUGUGCAGAGCUUGCUGAGGGUGUUGGGGACUGUUCCAUGUGUAAAUGCGGAGGCGGAUGUGUACGGACAGUACCACAUGGUACUGGAGCGAUGCCAUUUCUAUCUGAAAGCCACCCUGCAGGAACAAAGACAGUGCAACAUGGCAUUUGUGUACGUGAACCAGGAUGUGCAUUUUAGUGUGGAGAAAAUGGUGGAGUCAUACAUUGAGAAGCAUCCAGACAUCCUGAAGUUGCUGCAGAUGGAUGAUGCCAUAACAGAGAACCUUUCACAAGUGACGGUCCAUGGAAACCACGCUGAAAAGGAUGCUGAGGAAGAACUGAAGCGGAUAAAUCUAGAGAUGGAUGCUGAUAGGCUUGUGGAGAUGAAAUGUGCAGAGACCGAUAGGGAAGCUCUUAAAUCUGCUUUGCAGACUGCAGUGGUGGCUGCCUACAGCAGUCACAGCAAGCUGCACACAGAUGCAUGUCCUGCUCAGGAUGGAGAGGUGGAGUAUGUGACCAAGUCUGAAAUGAAGGAAGUUCUCACAGUGUGUGAGAAUGCUGUGAGAGAGGGGAUCCUCACAGAGGUGGGGAGUUCGUUUUUUUCCCUCAUCAUCGACCGUGUUGUGAAACUGGGAGAAAAAGAAUACCUUCCCAUCUUCAUUAGGUUUGUUGACAGUUUUGAUGUCAUGCGUUUAGAGUUGAUAGGAUUUCUUGAGGCAGAUCUGGAAUGUGACGUCAUGGUGCAAAGUCUUAUGCAAAAAAUAACUGAGGACUGGCGUCUGGAUUUAGGUAACUGCAGAGGUCAAGCUUACCUUGGCUCUGGUGAUGUUUCCUAUAAGCUCAAAGCCUUUGCCUGCAAAGUUCAAGAGAAGUAUCCGCUUGCUAUCAGCACACAUUGUUCUGCUUAUUCGUUCAACACAUGGUGGUCUAAAUCAAUCCCAGUGCCUGCUGUUAAUAGAGCCCUGGAUACAUUUGAAGAAAUCCUGACAUUUUUUGGGAGCAGUGCUGCUCUAGAAAAACAACUUGACCAUGUGAUAGCAUAUGGCCUUAGAGAGAGCUACGAAAAGGUCCAAGAGUUACAGGGGAGAUUCUGCACUGUUUGGCAGGAGAAGCAUGACUCUUAUGAGGUGUUUGUGCAGAUGCUUGAGCCCCUAAGCGAAUGUCUGGAGAGGAUCAAGAACAACCCACAGAGAUGGAAGCUUUCUGUUUCUGAACAAGCCGCAGUCCAUCUGCGCAAAGUCAUGGAGUUUGAUUUCAUAAUUUCCAUGGUGGCCUUGAAGAAUGCUUCCUCCUUCACCAGAGAGCUCAGCGCAGGUAUCCAGAAGGACCAGUUCAGUGUGGCGUCCCAGCUUUGCCAAAUCAGUGGUAUCGUGGCCACUCUGAACAGAGUGAAAACCAAUAUGAAGUUGUUCCACCAGAACUGGUUUGAUGAGGCUUGUGCGAUAGCACAGAGCCUUAGAGUGCAGAUCGAAGUGCCUGACAACUCUCUUCCAAAAGAUGGCUUGAUAAAGCCAGCCACAUAUUACAAAGACUGCCUGAGUGUGCCCCUUGUAGAUAACCUCAUCAAUGCCGUAAAGGAUCAUUUUUCAGAUGACCACAAAGAAGCUCUGAACUUCCUCUCUCUUGUUCCCUGCUCAGUCACAGUGAGCUACAUGUUCGAGAACCUGAAGUCAAAGCAGCCUCUCUAUAGCAGCGACCUCCCUGACGCAGACAACUUCUUAACAGAGCUCUGUUGUUGGAGAGUAACAUGGAAGACUAAGGUGGCAUCCGUGACUAUCCCGAGCUCCAUAUUUCCCACGUUGCGCCUGCCGCUCAUGCAGUACUUCGGGAACAUCAAUACCCUGCUGAGGAUCAUGUCUGUUCUUCCCAGCACCAAGCUAGAGGACUGUGGUGUUGUAAUGCGCCACAAGAAAUUUCAGGACUACUUGAGAAGCACGCAUCCCAAGGACAGGUCUGUGUGUUUGGCUAUGCUCUACGUCAGCACAAACUUCAGCAGGGAUCUGGACCGUAUGGUCAGCCAGUGUUUGAAGGUUACGCCACAAGCGUUGGAGGGCAUCUGUUUGGACAAGGAAUCAAAGAGUCUCAUCAAGAACUCUGAAAAUAACAUGGAAGUUGACAUGAUCAAGGACAAAGUUGGGGAGCUCAGUGUUCAGCUAUCUCCUGAGAAGUUGCAGAUCCAAGAAAUGAAAGCCACGGAUGAGAACGGGCUCACAGGAGACAACCGUCAGAGCCUGGCUACAGUUUUUAGGCUGGCAGCACUCCUGGGGAAAAAGAAACGCAGUCUCUGUGAGCUCUCUGAGGAAGAUCGAGAACCUCUUGUUCAGGAGCUGAAGUUGUGCCACUGGUUUGGAAGUGAAAGCAAAAGCAUAUCAUGGAUUAGUGAUGAUGAAAUGGAGAACCUCCUGAUAAACGGAAUCAGAGAUGUCAUACUAAAAGAAAUACAGGAAUCGCCAUUUUUCUCCCUGAUCACUGAUAAACCUGUUAAAGUUACUAACAAAAUCUACCUACCUGUUUUCACUCGUUACGUUGGGGAAUCUACUCCAAAAGUGGAACUGAUUGGGUUCUUACCAUUUAAUGAAAAUGGUGAUAUUGACAGGCAAGCAAGUAACCUUGCAAAGAUUCUUACUGAAGACUGGGGCUUGCCCAUGUCUAAGUGCCGAGGCCAAGCAUUCAUGCAUUUAGGUCCUGGUUAUCAAAGCCUGAAGAAGAUGUCUUUAGAUUUCCUCAACAACUAUCCACUCUGUAUCGUAACGCCCAGUGAGUCUUGUGGUCUCGCUCAUUGGUUGGCCAGUAGUGUGCCUUGUCCUUCUGUGGCAAAAAUGCUGGACAUCACAGAAGAUCUGCUGCUGUUCUUUGACCAAUCUCCUGAUCUAGAGGAACAGUUGGCAGAGGCUGUUGAUGGGCUUUUAAACAUGCCAAGAGAGGCGUUAGAGGAAAUUCCAGAAACAUGCUGCUCAAGGUGGAAAAAACGGGAGGACUUUUUUGACAUCCUUGCUGAUACAUUAGAGGGCGUACUCAGCUGCUUAGAUGCUGUUAGCUCUAGUGUCACAGGGGCCAAGUCAGUGCAUGCUCAGGUUCUGUCUACUGCUCUGAGGAACAUGGAUUUCAUCGUCACUCUUGUGAUUUUGAAGAACGCCUGUGCACCUCUUCGUAACUGCAGCACGGUUUUCCGCUGUGGAAACCCUGCUGACAUUCUUUGCGAGGUGGAAAAAAUCCCUUCCAUCAUAGCAACUCUUGAGAAAAUGUUAAAAAAUGUGAGCUCUGUGCACACUACUUGGUUUGAACAGGCAUUCCAGUUGGCGACCAAGGUGGCUCCUGAACAAGUGUGCUUCUCAGAAGAAGUUAAUAGCUAUGAUUCCCCAGAGAUUUACUAUGUAGAAAACCUGAGUAUUCCACUACUCCAUAAUCUGAUCGAGGAGAUGAAAUAUUGCUUCUCAGACAACCAUUUAAAGGCUCUGUCUGUCCUGUCACUGCUUCCUUCUUGUAAUCCACAACCCAUACUUUCAGAGACCACAGACAAGCCUUUCAGCCUUUACCUUGCAGAUCUUCCUGAGCCUGACAUGGCUGAGCAGGAAAUUAAUGCUUGGGCUGCCGUCUGGAGAGAGAAAUACCAAGAUAGUGCUCUUCCAACAUCUAUCGCUGAAGCACUUGUUCAUCCAGAGUCCAAAAGCCACCCAACUGUUACCUUACUGCUCAGACUCGUUGCUGUCUUGCCAAGUGUCAGUAUGGAAUGUGACCUGAUGAAGACCACUCUGAACUCAAUGAGGGAUCUGUUUAAAAACACAACAUGCAGAGGCAGCCGGAUCAGUCAAGUGAUGCUUUUGUUGCACUCCAUGACACUGAAGGGACUUCCAGAAGUCAUUGAGAUGUGCAUGGAGGUUGAUCCAGAGUGCGCUCCAUGUCUGUCCCAGGUCAUGAAAGUUCUCCAAAGACUGAAGUUGGACAGAAGGGACCUUGAUGUGAAAUCAGCAGAAUCCCAAGAAUCGAGUGUUGCAGAGAAACCUGCAGAUGAAGAGGUGAAAGCACCAGUUAUGGGAAUGACUCAAAAGGUAGCUGAAGGACCUAGAACAGCUGUGUCUUUCUACGAGCCACAGCUACGUGAACAAAUCUUAAAGGAACUCUGGGACUCUCAGUUCUUCACGGUCAUAACUGAGCAAGUGGUUGAAAUUGAUGGUGAGCUCUAUAUCCCGUUGUGCAUCAGGUACUUAAAAAAAGAGGACAUCCAGUGUGAGGAAACACUGGCUUUCAUCCCUUUCACCGAGGACUCUGGUGUCCUUUCCGAGGCCAUAGAAACUGCCCUGUCUGAGAAGUGGGGACUCAACAUGGAGUAUUGCAGAGGACAGGCCUCACUAAGUGUUGGUGAAGCAGGAGCUCAGAUGAGGGCUGUAAGUUUAGCCAUUGCAACAAAAUACCCUCAGGCUAUUAGAACAGUUAGCUCUGCUCUGUCCCUCAAUGUUUGGCUGGCGAGAUCCUCCCCUGCUGAAGAAGCAGCCAAUGGAUCCGUCCUCGUGGAUAAAUUAUUACACUGGCUCACAGAGGAUGUAGAACGCCAGAACAUGCUGGAAGACAUGAUCAUGUUGACGUUCCAGCAGGAUGAGGCAAAGGCCUGUGAGUUGAGGGACAAACUCAUCAAGAACUGGGAGAAGAGUCAUGAUAUGCAUGAGGUUAUGGUAGAAAUUUUGGAAGCAGCUAUGCUCUGCCUGAAUGAGCUGAAAGGAGAGGGAAGUACUUCAGACCAGCAACAAGCGUCAAAUUUCUUUGAUGCGAUCAGAAACUUUGAGUUUAUCUUUUCAACUGUGGUGCUGAAUAAUGUCCUGAGCUUAACUAAAAAGCUAAGUCAGUCUCUUCAAGGUAAACCUUUAGAUAUGCUGCUUGCUGUGAAUACUUUGCCUGAUCUCAAAGCGUCCCUUGGUAAGCUAAAGAGCGAGAUUGACAUCCAUCACAAGUCCUGGUUUGAUGAAGCGGUCUCCUUGGCUUCUAAGCUAAACAUUCAGAUGCUGCAUUCAGUUCUUCUAGAGCCGCUGAGUGACUUUUACAAAGAAUCUGUCAGCAUGAACGUCGUGGAGCACUCAAUAGCAGAAAUUGACGACCUCUUCACAGACAAGGUACUGGAUACAUUAAAAUGCCUGGAGAUUGUGCCUUAUGCAAUGUUCAAAGUGAAAACCAGCAUUCUCAGUGGUAUUGUGUAUCGCCUGUACAAGGAGGACUUGCCAGACCAGUCCUCUCUUCACUCUGAGAUGAAGGCGUGGAAGGAGAAAUGGUUGGAUCCUCUGGCAGGAUACCUUCCAGCCACUGUGCUCGAUACGCUCAAGACAUCACAGAUCAGAAGUUUUAGUAAUAUUGAAACGCUCCUCAGACUUCAGGUCAUUUUGCCAUUUUCACGACGGGAGAGCAAUUUCAGGCAGGGGAAAAGGAGUCUGCAGGACUUCAUUCAGCAAGACAAGAGAUCCCUCUCUGAGCUCCAUUCUCUGUAGGGGUUACAGGUCCUCUGGUUGAAGCUUUGAGCAAUGUGUUUGAGAGGAAGUGGACGUUCGUAUCCCCUAACUAAAGGACUGUUUUAGCCUUCACGGACAAUUGUCCCUGUACAUUACUAAAUUUUUCUGUUGGUUUUCAUCUUUCAAUCCUAUGCUCUGUUAUUUCCUUUUUUUCCCUUUGUAGUUUGUACAAUUGUAUCUCCCAAUGGGACCAAUAUGAUGGAAAAACACAAAGCCCCAGUGAUGGUUCUCAGUGCUUGUGCCUUGAUGAGAAACUGACUUAUCCCUUAUCAUGAACUUAAGAUGGUCAGCAUUGUCCCAUUGGUUUUACUUGAUAAUCUUUUAUCCCCUUUCCUCUCAUAAUCAGAAAUGACACUGAGUUUAAUCACUUUUACCAACUUUUUAUUUUUUAAGACUCACUCUUAUAUUUCCUUGGCACAAAUAGAAACCCUUAGUUCUGUCAUGUCUGAUUAUUUUCUGUGUUUGCCAUCUCCUUGCGAGAAUGACUUUGCUGUAAACGUAUCUUUGAGAAUAAUGUUUCCUUUAUAGGAAAAUCUUCAUAUAUAUUUGUCAAAAAACAAUAAUAAAAUGAUCCAAAAAGAUA
This is a messenger RNA of Xiphophorus couchianus (Monterrey platyfish), 8214 nucleotides long. RefSeq lists its product as uncharacterized. The coding region runs from base 264 to 7610 and encodes 2448 amino acids. Lineage: Eukaryota; Metazoa; Chordata; Actinopteri; Cyprinodontiformes; Poeciliidae. The record is from RefSeq and is a predicted model, not a curated record. The transcript has 11 exons.